Molecule: messenger RNA, 2477 nt
Organism: Hipposideros armiger (great roundleaf bat)
Lineage: Eukaryota; Metazoa; Chordata; Mammalia; Chiroptera; Hipposideridae
Gene: WRNIP1
Product: WRN helicase interacting protein 1
Exons: 7
Coding region: 224-2206 (660 amino acids)
Biological process (GO): DNA-templated DNA replication; DNA synthesis involved in DNA repair; DNA repair
Cellular component (GO): nucleus
Molecular function (GO): DNA binding; ATP hydrolysis activity; enzyme activator activity
Source: RefSeq, a predicted model, not a curated record
CGACGCGCUGCGCGAGACGCCACUGGCGGCCCGCCGAAGGCGGGCAGACGCGGGAAUCUCCGGACGUGAGGCAUGAGCGGCGCCCUCCCCCGGCCCGCUCGCGUCCUGCCGCCUCCGCGAGCUAGGGUCUCGCGGCGUGGGGCCUAGCCGCGGGCAUCGCGAGCCCUCGGCGUGCCCAGGGCUGCUGCGACCGCGCCGCGCGCCGGCGAGUGCUGCGGCCACUAUGGAGGUGAGUGGGCCGGAAGAUGACCCCUUCCUGUCGCAGCUGCACCAGGUGCAGUGCCCCGUGUGCCAGCAGAUGAUGCCGGCCGCGCACAUCAACUCGCAUCUGGACCGCUGUCUGCUGCUCAACCCCGCGGGGCCCGCGGAGUCCGCGGCUGGGCCGCACCGCGCGGGAGAACGCGCCAAAGGGCUGUCGCCGCCCAUCGCUAAGAGGCGGCGGCCCUCGGAGAGUUCGGCGCUGAAGCAGCCGGCCACCCCGACGGCGGCCGAGAGCAGCGAGGGCGAGGGCGAGGAGGGCGACGACGGUGGCGAGACGGAGAGCCGGGAAAGCUACGAUGCGCCGCCCACUCCCAGCGGCGCCCGCCUGAUCCCCGACUUCCCGGUGGCCCGCUCCAGUAGCCCCGGGAGGAAGGGCUCCGGGAAGAGGCCAGCUGCAGCGGCCGCCGCGGCGGGUAGCGCGUCUCCGCGGAGCUGGGACGAGGCGGAGGCGCAGGAGGAGGAGGAGGCGGUGGGCGAUGGCGACGGGGACGCCGAUGCUGACGGCGAGGACGACCCGGGCCACUGGGAUGCGGACGCCACGGCCUUUGGGGCCAGCGGCGGGGGCCGCCCUCACGCCCGGGCUCUGGCAGCGGAGGAGAUCCGGCAGAUGCUGGAGGGCAAGCCGUUGGCCGACAAGAUGCGUCCCGACACGCUGCAGGACUACAUCGGUCAGAGCAGAGCCGUGGGGCAGGAGACCCUGCUCCGGCCCCUCCUGGAGACGAGCGAAAUCCCCUCGCUCAUCCUGUGGGGGCCGCCGGGCUGCGGCAAGACCACCCUGGCUCACAUCAUAGCCAACAACAGCAAGAAGCAUAGCAUAAGAUUUGUGACAUUGUCUGCAACAAAUGCCAAGACAAAUGAUGUGCGAGAUGUCAUAAAACAAGCUCAAAAUGAAAAGAGCUUUUUCAAAAGGAAAACCAUACUUUUUAUUGAUGAGAUUCAUCGGUUCAAUAAAUCUCAGCAGGACACUUUCCUUCCUCACGUGGAAUGUGGGACAAUCACUCUGAUUGGGGCAACCACGGAAAACCCUUCCUUUCAAGUCAAUGCCGCUCUUCUGAGCCGCUGUAGGGUUAUUGUUCUUGAGAAGCUUCCAGUAGAGGCAAUGGUGACUAUUUUAAUGCGAGCAAUCAACUCACUGGGCAUCCACGUCCUAGAUUCCAGCCGUCCCACUGACCCUCUGAGCCACAGCAGCAACAGCAGUUCUGAGCCCUCCGUGUUCAUAGAGGAUAAAGCAGUAGACACUCUGGCUUAUCUCAGCGAUGGGGAUGCCCGAGCUGGAUUGAACGGACUGCAGCUGGCGGUGCUGGCCAGGUUAAGCUCUAGGAAGAUGUUUUGUAAGAAGAGUGGGCAAACCUAUUCUCCCAGUAGAGUUCUGAUCACUGAAAAUGAUGUGAAGGAAGGCCUCCAGAAAUCUCACAUUUUAUAUGACCGAGCAGGAGAAGAGCAUUACAACUGCAUCUCUGCACUUCAUAAAUCCAUGCGGGGUUCGGACCAGAGCGCCUCCCUCUACUGGCUGGCACGCAUGCUUGAAGGAGGAGAGGACCCACUGUACGUUGCGAGGAGGCUGGUGAGGUUUGCCAGUGAGGACAUAGGUCUGGCAGAUCCGUCUGCAUUAACACAAGCAGUUGCUGCUUACCAAGGCUGUCAUUUUAUAGGCAUGCCCGAAUGUGAGGUGCUCCUGGCCCAGUGUGUUGUCUACUUUGCCAGAGCCCCAAAGUCUAUUGAGGUGUACAGCGCCUACAACAAUGUCAAAGCCUGCCUGCGGAACCACCAGGGGCCCCUGCCGCCCGUGCCUCUGCACCUGAGGAACGCGCCCACCAGGCUGAUGAAGGACCUGGGCUACGGCAAGGGCUACAAGUACAACCCCAUGUACAGUGAGCCUGUGGACCAGGAGUACCUGCCGGAGGAGCUGAGAGGGGUGGAUUUCUUUAAGCAAAGGCGCUGCUGACUCUCAGGCAGUGACAGCAGAAGGAUAUUACUUUUUUCUUUUCUUUUCUUUUCUUUUUUUUUCUUAAGGGAUGGCCAGAAAGAGAGUCACUGGAUUGUGAAGUUGGUUAGUUGCCUGGGGGACGUUAAAACAGACCAACUUUUGUGCCAGAAAUGUGAGAGUUCCUUAGGUGGAGGCAGUUACUUCAGCUGAACAUGUAACGUUCAAACUGCUCAUUUGCACUCUGCAGUGGUCAUGCAUACGAAAGUACCUGGCAGCCUUGUGCAAUGAA